AUGGAGGAAUACGAAGCCUCUCCUCGAUCCUCGAAGCGGCGACGAACUGGGACGUAUGCUACCAGAAGAACGACUCUCGAUACUUCAAUUCCGCGCGACUCGACAACUCACCGGAGCCAGAGUAGCAAGCAAAAUGGUGUCGUCUCGGACAACGAUGAAUCAGCACCAUCUAGUACCGAACAGGAAGAUGCUAGACCUUUAGAGCCCCCCGAAGAUAGUACUCAAUUGGUAGAGACAACGUCGCGCCGCAGCAGUACUCGGAAACGAAAGCCCACCGAACGCGCCGCCCAAGCUGAGGAGGACGCCACUCCUACUCGCAUACAGAAGCCUAUCAGAAGGAAUGUGAAAAAAGGAGAAGACGGUUCUCUUGGAAAACCUACAAAACCUGCAGGAAACACUGUCUCAGGACAGGCCCACCAGAAUGAACAAGACGAUAUUGAACCACCAGAACGCUCUGGUCGAAAAGCUUCUUCAAGGGCCCUUUCAUCUGAUACAACCCGGAUAGAGAAGCGGUCGACCAACACAUCGGCUUCAAAGGGCAAAGCCUCCAAGUCCGCGGUUGGUAGGAUCGAAAGUGACUUGCAGUCGCAGCAACCAAAAAGUAUUCUGACUCCAACCCGGCGUGGACAUACGACAAAGAGCGGCCCGCGAAAAUCGGUAGUCUUUGAUGCAGACGAACGGCAAAUUGAGGCACAGCUUGGUUUCAGGGACAUCAACAACUCGGCCAAGUCGCAAGAAACAAACAAGACCCGACAGGCAUCAGAGAACACUGCCGAUGCCCAUCAGAGUACACCGAGUAGAAACAGACAUGCACCAGGCGAUACCGAGCUGCCUCAGUCGGCUUCAGACGAUGACUUGGAUGUGCCGGACAUUCAAACAGUCCCUGACGUGGACGAGAUACUCUUACUAAAUACUGCAGGCGCGGAUAUACACGGUGACAAGCAAACACUACUACACCAGCGGGAUAAUGAGCACGUUGCCACGAUCAAGGGCGAGAUAUUACGCCGUAUAACCAACAAGUCCCUUCCACCUAUAUGCCACCUCCACACUCAAUAUAGCACCCUCCACUCCUUGCUCUUCGCAACCAUAACCGCCGGCGAAUCCAACUCACUACUUCUGCUCGGAUCUCGAGGCAGCGGCAAGUCCCUGCUCGUGUCACACGCCCUGGCCGAUCUAACUCGGUCUUACGCCGACGACUUCCAUGUCGUCAAGCUAGACGGCUUCUUCCAGACAGACGACAAGCUCGCUCUGCGCGAGAUAUGGCGCCAACUUGGCCGCGAGAUGGCCGUGCCAGAAGAGGAGGCAGGCGAAGUAUCGAGUUACGCCGACACCAUGGCAAGUCUGCUUAGCUUGCUCUCUCAUCCUGAAGAGCUUGCCGAGCCUGAUCUGGACACCAUGGACAUGGACAUAGAUAACAACCACGGAGGCGACAAUGGAGAUCUCAAGACAACAAAGAGCAUCAUCUUCAUCAUGGACGAAUUUGACCUUUUCACGACACACCCGAGACAGACGCUGCUGUACAACCUGUUUGACAUUGCGCAGGCAAAGAAAGCCCCCAUCGCGGUAAUCGGAUGCUCGACACGGAUGGACGUCGUCGACUGUCUUGAGAAGCGAGUCAAGAGUCGCUUCAGCCAUCGCUGGCUCCACGUGCCCAGCGCGAAGAGCCUUCCCGCGUUCGAGGAGACCGUGUCGAGUAUUCUGUCGAUGCGUGUUGACGGCAAGGAGGCCCUGGGUGUCAGUAAAGACGAACUCGAGUGGAGGGAGAGAUGGAAUCACGCCAUGAAGACCACACUCCUCCCGUCGUCUACUAUCCAAGCACUUCUGAAAAAGACCUACUAUAGCACAAAGUCUCUCCCGGAUGUUCUUGCGGCACUGUAUAUCCCCGUGGCCACUCUUUCAGUCCCGAUCGCUGAUGACGACGACGACGACGACAACAACAACAAUAACAAUAACAAUAACAACAACACCAACGACGUCGCCGUUAACGUCACCUCCAUGAUCGACGCUGUGUCGACGGCAGCACCAUCUCUUCUAAUGCUGCUUCCGCAGCUCCCGACUCUUCAUCUUUCUCUACUCAUUGCUGCUGCUCGUCUGGAGACUGUCCACAAUCUGCUCGCCGUCAACUUUGCUCUCGCUUACACUCAUUACACUGAACUUCUUGCUCGGGCAAAGUUGCAGCGGUCGUCGCUGUCAGUUAUGAAUAGGGGUGGCUCGACGCUGACCGGUGCCGGUCUACGACAGUGGAGCAAAGCAACGGCGCGAGGGGCGUGGGAAGACCUUGCGCAGUGGGAGGUCAUCGUGCCAGCCUCGGGAGCGGGUGCCGGAGGCACAGGCAGGUCGGGUGACGAUGGACUUGUGGCUGGUGAGGGUGUAGGCACGAAAAUCUUUAGAGUCGAUGUAACUUUGGAUGAAAUAGCCUGGGCUGUCAAAGAAAGAGCUGGUGGGACUGGUGUUGGUGAUGUCCUGGUAAAAUGGUGCAGCGAUGUCUAG
Exophiala spinifera is the source of this 2490-nucleotide messenger RNA. RefSeq lists its product as uncharacterized. Gene Ontology annotation, biological process: DNA replication initiation; DNA replication. Lineage: Eukaryota; Fungi; Ascomycota; Eurotiomycetes; Chaetothyriales; Herpotrichiellaceae. The record is from RefSeq and is a predicted model, not a curated record. The transcript is spliced from 2 exons. Gene Ontology annotation, molecular function: DNA replication origin binding. Gene Ontology annotation, cellular component: nuclear origin of replication recognition complex; nucleus. Bases 1 to 2490 code for a protein of 829 amino acids.